Messenger RNA from Aspergillus welwitschiae, 344 nucleotides. RefSeq lists its product as uncharacterized. The transcript has a single exon. The coding region runs from base 93 to 338 and encodes 81 amino acids. The record is from RefSeq and is a predicted model, not a curated record. NCBI's taxonomy places the organism in Eukaryota, Fungi, Ascomycota, Eurotiomycetes, Eurotiales, Aspergillaceae.
GUUUUGUUGGUGCAUUGGACAUGCCUUAACGGGAAAUUUUCCAAACUUAGUACCUCUGCUGAACGAAAAUAUCUUGAGUCAGUAAGACAACGAUGGAUGACAGUUGGCAGACCCACGAGGCACCGGCUGCAUUGUAUCUUGCAGGGCUGGGAAGGUGGAAGAUGGCAAGAUGCAUGGAGGAAGCAUACUCGCUCAGUGGCUACCCAAUUACCAUGGAGGACUGUUAUAGCCAGGAUAUGGACUUAAUUAAGUUGUCUGGUUCAAACAAAAUCGCUCAUGACUUCCAGCUACUACAACCUAAAUUGUCUGAUUUGUGUGUGAAUUUUGAUGAUUCUUGACGCCGG